Cryptosporidium ubiquitum is the source of this 201-nucleotide messenger RNA. RefSeq lists its product as uncharacterized. Lineage: Eukaryota; Apicomplexa; Conoidasida; Eucoccidiorida; Cryptosporidiidae. The coding region runs from base 1 to 201 and encodes 66 amino acids. The transcript has 2 exons. The record is from RefSeq and is a predicted model, not a curated record.
AUGUACUGCCUACUUUUUACGGUUUGGGAAUUCCCAUUAAACAUAAGAGUAUUCUCUCUCAAAUUUGAACAAUCUGGAGACCCCGAGAUAAAACUCACGGAAGUGAAAUCCAGAGCUUUCAAUAUCAGACUCUGGAUUGUCCGAAACGUAAGGAUCUCAAAAUACAACUUCUCAUGUGUUGUGGUGAUAGAGGCACUAUGA